AAAUGACAACCGAACAGCAUUGUCAGUGUUUGUAAACAAAUCGCGCAAUGUUGAAAUAACCGGUGCGAUUACAAAACUUGCUCCUCCGUUGCACGUUCAUCCUCCGUACGGUGAAUAAAUGUUGCGGCCAGGCAAAUUUUGGCACGCCUUUGCCUCACACAUCGUUCGAAGGCACCCGAUUCGAGGUGGCCUUCGGUGUGCCUUCCUUUCGACUGCCAGCUCCGGUUCGUUCGACGUAAUAGUGGUCGGUGGGGGCCAUGCUGGGACGGAGGCGUGCAGUGCAGCCGCCCGGAUGGGUGCUCGCACCCUGCUGGUGACGCAGAAACGGUCCACCAUCGGGGAAAUGUCGUGCAAUCCGUCGUUCGGUGGCAUCGGGAAGGGUCACCUGAUUCGCGAGGUGGACGCACUGGACGGGGUGUGUGCGAGAUGCUGCGAUCGAAGCGGUGUCCAGUACAAGGUGUUAAAUCGAAGGAAAGGACCGGCCGUGUGGGGACCCCGGGCUCAGAUCGACCGCAAACUGUACAAACGGGAGGUACAGCAGACGCUCGAAAACACGCCGAAUCUGACGAUCGUUGAAGCGUCCGUAGAGGACAUUGUGCUGAGCGAGGACAGUGAGCAGCCCCGGUUGGCCGGAGUUAAGCUGGCCGAUGGACGCACGAUGACGGCGGACAGUCUCGUGAUUACUACUGGCACGUUUCUGCGGGGACAGAUCAACAUCGGGCUGGAAACGCGCCCGGCAGGAAGAAUCGGAGACGAACCGGCGAUCGGACUGGCCAAAAGCAUCGAAGAGCUCGGCUUCCGAUUGGGUCGAUUGAAGACUGGCACACCGCCACGCAUUCACCGCGAUUCGAUUCGAUUCGAGCAGCUGGCCCGUCAUCCGGGCGACGAUCCUCCGGUGCCGUUUUCCUUCCUAAACGAUCGCGUUUGGCUCGAGGCACACCAACAGCUGGACUGUUUUCUCACCCAAACCACAGCGCAGGUGAACGACAUUGUGCUGCGCAAUCUGCACUGCAAUCGGCACGUGACCGAAGAGCUUACCGGACCCCGCUACUGUCCGUCGAUCGAGUCCAAGAUACUGCGCUUCGGGCACAAGCUGCACCAGAUAUGGCUGGAACCGGAAGGCUUCGACAGUGAGCUCAUCUACCCGAACGGUCUGUCCUGCACACUACCAGCCGACGAACAGGUGCAGCUCGUCCGCUGUCUGGAGGGACUCGAGCAGGCCGAGGUCGUGCGGCCCGGGUACGGCGUCGAGUACGACUUUGUGGACCCGCGGGAACUGCUACCGACGCUCGAAACCAAACGCGUCCGGGGACUGUUCCUGGCCGGACAAAUCAACGGCACGACGGGGUACGAAGAGGCCGCCGCACAAGGGCUUCUGGCCGGCGCUAAUGCCGCGGCCAGUGCACUCGCCCGCUCUCCCCUAACCGUGAGUCGCACCGAAGCGUAUCUCGGUGUGCUGGUGGACGAUUUGACGACGCUCGGCACAAACGAACCGUACCGGAUGUUUACCAGCAGAGCCGAGUUUCGACUAAGUUUACGACCCGACAAUGCCGAUUUGCGCCUCACGGAGAAGGGCUACGCGAUGGGGCUGGUGUCCCGGGAGCGCUUCGAGCGGACGCGUUCGAUACGGCAGCGGUUGGCGAAAGCGUCGGAACUGUUGCGCGAUGUGAAGAGGGGAAGCAAUCAGUGGCGCGCGGCCAUGCAGCUUCCGUUGGCAAAGGCAAGCGUUUACAAAAGCGCUUUCGAGAUGUUGGCCAUCUCGAACGAUGAAAUUACGACCGAGCGCGUGUGUGCCGUUGAGCCGACCGUUCUCGGGUGGAUCAGGGAUGACCGCGAGCUUUGCCAGCGGCUCAAGAUUGAAGCACUGUACAGCCUGUCGAUCGAGGAUCAGUCGCGCGAGGUCGAGGAAGUGUUGCGGAACGAAAGUUUACGGAUACCGGACGCUAUCGAUUACCUUUCGAAAUCCCUCAAUCUAUCGUUCGAAGAGCAAGAAAAGUUAGUCAAAAUACAGCCUCAGACGAUCGCUGCUGCUAGCCGAAUUCAAGGCAUUACACCGUCAUCCAUCGUCCGGUUGGUGAAAUUCGUGAAGCAACAUGAAGCACUCAGUGCCGCCGCCUAA
Molecule: messenger RNA, 2119 nt
Organism: Anopheles merus
Lineage: Eukaryota; Metazoa; Arthropoda; Insecta; Diptera; Culicidae
Product: protein MTO1 homolog, mitochondrial
Exons: 4
Coding region: 119-2119 (666 amino acids)
Biological process (GO): tRNA wobble uridine modification; tRNA methylation
Cellular component (GO): cytosol
Molecular function (GO): flavin adenine dinucleotide binding
Source: RefSeq, a predicted model, not a curated record